Messenger RNA from Zophobas morio, 469 nucleotides. RefSeq lists its product as uncharacterized. Lineage: Eukaryota; Metazoa; Arthropoda; Insecta; Coleoptera; Tenebrionidae. The transcript has 7 exons. The record is from RefSeq and is a predicted model, not a curated record. Bases 47 to 469 code for a protein of 140 amino acids.
UUGGGUUUUACUGCUUGCUUUUCUUUUAAAGUUACUUUUAUGUCUAAUGACCCGCUACGCUCGCUUUACGAAAAAAUGUUAUAGCCCCACUAAGUGGGAAGACUUUAAAGAUGUAAAAGUUUCAAAUAAAGGAUCAAAGAAGCAAGUCAAGAACAAAUAUAAAAGAGUGCAAGACAAGGAGACUUAUUGUGAAUCUAAAAGAAAUAGAGAAGAUAGCAGUACUUGUUUAACUUCAAGACCAGCGACGGCCACACCUUUAUUUUCCUCUUCAGCUCACGAGAGUAUAAACUCUUCUCUUCUUUCUUUUACAUGCAGUAUAAAAGAAGACGUCCCUUUGCUAGAAAACAAUUCUAACAUUGCUCGAGCAGACUUCAAAAAAAAAGUUUAUAACUGCCAAGGUAGCGAAUCUAUAGAAAUUUUAAAAACUUCACCGGCUUUUAAACCAUCUAAAAGACUCGCCACCCCUUAG